AUGUCUUCCUCCGGCCUCGAUCCCAAGGGUCCUUCGCAGCCCAACUUGGACGCAGCAUACACUACCGCUGGUAAUCCUGCCACCAAAGAGCCCGCAGAAAAGGCUCAAGCAGGCCAACAAGAUGACUCUGCCGCAAUCGACAAGCGCAUCCCCGCAGAGCAAGCACACUCGCAAUCCGAGGCCACCCCCACCUCAGUAGCUCGCGGCAUCCGUGGCGCUCCCCCUGGUGAAGAGACCAAGGGCGAAACUCACGAAUCCGUCGGCAGGAACCAAGAACUCGACGCCCAACAGAUGGCUGCUCCCGGUGAAGGCAAGGUAGCUGAUGUCGUCGACCAAAAGCCAGGAGCCUCUGGAGCAGCGCCUGACCUGGCGUCUGACCUGGACCGCAAGAAGGAAGAGCAAAAGGAGGCCAGAGAGGAAAUCAAAGCUUCAAGGCAAGAGAACGUUGAUGUCGGCGGAAUCCUCGGCCAAAGAGGAGGCCCUGCCAACCCUGUUGACAAGGGCGGAUACCCCAACUCUGAUUCAAAAUAG
This is a messenger RNA of Aureobasidium melanogenum CBS 110374, 531 nucleotides long. RefSeq lists its product as uncharacterized. The transcript is spliced from 2 exons. The record is from RefSeq and is a predicted model, not a curated record. Lineage: Eukaryota; Fungi; Ascomycota; Dothideomycetes; Dothideales; Saccotheciaceae. Bases 1 to 531 code for a protein of 176 amino acids.